AAUCCAUUUAAUCCAGCAUGAACUGGGGGCGCGUGGACCCGGUUUUGAUUCAUUGCCUUAAUGUCUAAGAAAAUUACAAUUUUUUCUACAAAAAUUCUGAAAUUUCUCUGUUGAGAUCGAUCGUGCACUCUCUUUGCUCCUUGCCCGGAAGCAAUUCUUUUGAAAAAUAAAAAUAAAAAUGGAAGAGCAGAAAACCAUGGAUGAACCUCUGCUCGCAGGAAAAAAUGAAAUUGGGGAGGAGAGCGGGAGAUGGAGUUCGUAUCAGCACGUGGGAAGAGCAGGGUCCGUCAUUCCGACGGCUUCUUUGGCCGGAACUGAGGUCAGCGUGGAGGAGAUUCGGUCGGCGGCGGCCUCUUCCGAAUACUACCCUCCCUCCAUCCAUGCCGGCUUGAUCAGUUCACCGGAGCCCGACCCUAAUGAGCAAGCUAUUGUUUAUCAGGGAGCAUAUGGAGGAGAUUUUGGUGGAACAACCAAUGAAAUUCGGAGGCAAAUACUGGAUGAGGUAGAGAUACGAGAGUUACUCAUUGAUCAUGUUGGCCAUCGUUGCUGCUGGGGAAGCUAUCCUGCUCGUACUUGGAAGUUUCAUGCAGUGGAAGACUGCAAUGUUUAUGUGGGUACUCUAGAAACUUUUAUAGAAGAGAGGGAGACUAUAAGAGAAAGAGUGCCGUAUUUUGGUGGCAAAGUAGAUGGAAAGGAUAAUGGGCCUGAACUCGGAGUAUGGGAAAUGGAUCUAAGGUCUGAAUUCCCUGUUUUAUUUGUAUCAUACAAAGAAUCACGAGCUAAAAUUCCUCAUUCUGAAGCUGUCGAGAAAUGCUCAGGUUGUGGGGGACGAGGAAAUGUUGUGUGUCCCAAGUGCAAUGCAGAUCAAGAACCUGGAUUGUACAAGGAAAAUUUGAUGACUCAGUGCCCUGGUUGCUAUGGAAGGGGUUUAAUUGCUCACAGAGAUGGCUCUGAUACAAUAUGUGUGAAAUGUAAUGGAAAGGGAAAUAUUCCUUGCACAACUUGCGGGUCUCGUGGGCUUAUUAAAUGUGAAAUAUGUCGUGGAGGUGGUUCUCUUUUGACACGCAGCAUUGCUGUUGUUAGAUGGAAGACUCUUUCAACUCGAAAAGUAAGUGCAACAAGCGGAGCAGCCUCGGUUCCAGAUGAGAUUUUCCACAGAGCCAAAGGGGUGCAGUUAUGCAACACCCAGGCCUACCAGUGCACUCCGGCCUUCUUUGCCGAUUCGUUCUUCUUGAACAAGUUUUCAUCUGAGGUCAUUGCAGAAAGGCCUUCGGUACCUCCCACUGCAAGGAUCAUAUGCGAGAGGCAUACCAUCUCUGUUGUACCAGUGACACGUGUCACGAUGGCUCAUCGCCGUCGUUCCUUCAGUUUUUAUAUAGUUGGUUUUAGCAGGGAGGUGUAUUUGAAGGAUUACUACCCCUCUAGGUUUUGCUGGGGUCUAUGCCCUUGCUUGGAUUGGUUGAAGUUGUGAUUCAUCUGCUGAGUUUAUGAUCUUCAAGAGGUUGUGGUCUUCAAGGCUUCGUGCUGCCCAUAAUUAGUUUAUCGGUAGUUUUCAUGGAUUCUCUCUCUCUCUCUCUCUCUCUCUCUCUCUCUCUCUCUCUCUCUCGUGUACCAUAUUGUCUUAGUUAUAACUUAUGGAGCAACAGGUGUGCAGUAUAUUUUUAUGAUGGUGGCUACCACAAAAGUGAGUCUUGAUGUUAGGGCUUGAGCAAACAUUCAUGCUUUUAUUCUCGUUUGGUCUUUUAAGCUGGAUUGUGCUAAAAAAAUUGCAGUGUCCUGCA
Malania oleifera is the source of this 1781-nucleotide messenger RNA. RefSeq lists its product as uncharacterized. Lineage: Eukaryota; Viridiplantae; Streptophyta; Magnoliopsida; Santalales; Ximeniaceae. The coding region runs from base 179 to 1471 and encodes 430 amino acids. The transcript has 7 exons. The record is from RefSeq and is a predicted model, not a curated record.